Messenger RNA from Schistosoma haematobium, 2208 nucleotides. RefSeq lists its product as uncharacterized. The transcript has 7 exons. Gene Ontology annotation, molecular function: nucleic acid binding. The record is from RefSeq and is a predicted model, not a curated record. The coding region runs from base 1 to 2208 and encodes 735 amino acids. Lineage: Eukaryota; Metazoa; Platyhelminthes; Trematoda; Strigeidida; Schistosomatidae.
AUGUCACCACCUUCGUUCCAACUAAUGCCCUUCUGGCAAGACAACAUCGAAGCCUGGUUCUGCUACGCAGAAGCCGACCUCUACGAGCACAGCGUGAACGACACACGUGCACAAUUCCUCUCAGUAUUCAAGGCACUACAGCGCGAGUUCAAUAGGUACGUAACACCUAGCAUGUUUACUAGUGAUGUUUCUGAACCGUACGAAACCUUAAAGCGUUCUAUCCUUAAACGAGGAGACCUAACCGAUCGACAAAGGUUAGACCAACUCCUUAAUAACAUCGACCCACAACACGGUUCUGCGACAGACAUGUUGCAAAGAAUGAGAGAGGUUAUCGGCCAAAGAACCUUCGAUGAUGGCCUAUUCAAACACCUUUUCUUGUCCAAACUUCCACAACAGGUGCAAACGGUUCUGGUCUCGUUUCAGAACAACGCCUUAGACGAACUGGCUGCAUCUGCCGAUCGUAUCUUAGAAAUUAUGAAAUCUUCUACUACAGAGGAAAAGCCUCAGACGACUCAGAAUGACAUAACCGAGUUAUGUCAUAAACUUACACGUUAUCUUAAUUUUCGUAACGACCGUAAGCGAUCACACACCCCACGUAGAAGCACUUUCCGUAAGCGAUCUGUCUCUAGACCACGAGAGAUGGAUGAUCCCGACUGCUGCUGGUAUCAUAACCAGUAUGGAAAGUCUUUUAGAAAUUGCAGAGAACCCUGCAAUUUUCCCUUCUCAAAACCGAUCGACAAGUGCACACCACGUGAGUCUCGACAGGUGGACUACAUUUCGCAGUUUACUUCGGACAUCCAACACACUUCUGUAGCAAACAAUGUAGUCGCAGACGCCUUGUCUCGAAUAACUUCCUUGAACAGUUUCCAAAGAAUCGACCUUCUGAAACUCGCUCAGCUUCAAAAAGAAGACACUGGUCUUCAGCACGAGUUAUCGUCAACAACCCUUAAACUGCACAUCAAGGAUCGCCCAAUCGUGACGAAACAUUAUCGAUGCAAUGUCUUCAACACAUUGCACAAACUUUCUUAUCCAGGUGUUCGUGCAACCAUCAAGCUUAUAGCAGAACGGUUUUGCUGGCCUGACGUGAGGGAGUGGGCACGCUCCUGUGUAAGCUGCCAAAAAUCUAAGGUUAUCAGACACAAUAAAUGUCCCUUAAUCUCAUUUAAAACUCCCGAUGCUCGUUUCGACCAUGUUCAUCUGGAUUUGGUAGGACCUUUACCAGAUUCAAAUGGAUACUCUUAUCUCACCCUUUCACUCGAUGACCAGAAGCAAUACCUAUCAAAAACAUCACUGCUGAAACAGUGGCCCGCGCCUUCGUCGAACGAUGUGUGGCAAAACCGCGGACGUCAGUUCGAAUCUGAACUUUUCCGUCGUCUGACCGCACUAUUAGGAACCACUCACUUCCGAACGACCGCCUACCACCCAAAAGUAAAUGGGUCGGUAGAAGGUUUUCACCGACAAUUAAAAGCUUCCCUGUCAGCUGCAAACAUUUCUCAAUGGACUGAUGCUUUUCCACUCAUCUUACUAGGUAUUCGCAAUGCAGUGAAAGCUGACAUUGGAUACACUACGGCUCAACUCGUUUAUGGAACGACACUUCGACUUCCAGGAGAACUCGUGGAUCUUUCAUCUUCUUCAAUGAACAUGGAUAUAGCCUCCUACACGAACAUGCUUACAAACGCAAUGCGUUCAGUUACACCUGUUUCCACUCGACCGCAAUCAACUGUUUUCGUUCAACCUGACUUACGAUAUAGUACACACGUUUUCGUUCGUCGAGACUCACAUCGACGACCUCUCGAAUCAGCAUACGAAGGACCAUUCAAGGUUUUUCAACGCGAACCCAAGUACUAUAUAAUCGAUAAGAACGGAACAAACGAUAGCAUCAGCAUCGAUCGCCUCAAGGAAGCGUAUUUAGAAGGAAUUCCUAUCCACGUUGAUUUUCCUUCGCUACAAUCGAACGACACGGCUCCGACACUUAUAAUACCACAACCGACAGCCAACACACAUAAUGAUACUUCAGCAGUAUCUGAAAAUAAACUUAAGACGACGCGUUCUAGAAGAGUAAGAUUUCCAAAACAUUUGAACGAUUAUUGCAUGGUCCCUUAUAUUAAAGAAAGACAACCAGACGCUGCUAAACCUAGCGGGCUAUCAGAAGAGUGUUUACCAACGACAAACUCCUUGGGUUUAAACUCCUGGCCCGCCACGUCUUAG